Messenger RNA from Hevea brasiliensis (rubber tree), 378 nucleotides. RefSeq lists its product as uncharacterized. NCBI's taxonomy places the organism in Eukaryota, Viridiplantae, Streptophyta, Magnoliopsida, Malpighiales, Euphorbiaceae. The transcript has a single exon. The record is from RefSeq and is a predicted model, not a curated record. The coding region runs from base 1 to 378 and encodes 125 amino acids.
AUGAGAUUUGGGAAGGAAGGCAAGCUACCACCUAGAUACAUAGGACCUUUUGAGCUCAUUGAUAGAGUUGGAACAGUUGCUGACCAGUUGGUGUUACCACCAAGCCUUUCUCACGUCCACCCAGUGCUCCACAUUUCCAUGCUUAGGAAGUACAUACCUGAUCCUUCCUAUGUGUUACAACCCGAUAUAGUGGAGUUAAAGGAAAACCUAACCUUCGAGGAGCAGCCAAUAGCCAUAGUGGACUUUCAGAUGAGGCAGCUAUGGUCAAGACAGAUCCCUAUGGUUAAGGUUUUGUGGAGAAGCCAAUCGGUAGAAGAGUGUACCUGGGAGUCAGAGCAAGACAUGCGCAAUAAGUAUCCAUACUUGUAUACUGUGUAA